Frankliniella occidentalis (western flower thrips) is the source of this 1095-nucleotide messenger RNA. RefSeq lists its product as uncharacterized. Gene Ontology annotation, biological process: DNA integration. Gene Ontology annotation, molecular function: nucleic acid binding. The record is from RefSeq and is a predicted model, not a curated record. NCBI's taxonomy places the organism in Eukaryota, Metazoa, Arthropoda, Insecta, Thysanoptera, Thripidae. The transcript has 4 exons. Bases 1 to 1095 code for a protein of 364 amino acids.
AUGGCCAGAUCCCUGGUAUGGUGGCCUGGUCUAGAUAAGGAGAUAGCUGCGUUGGUGGCUUCCUGUGUCAUCUGCCGGAAGACUGCACAUAGACCUCCUCAAUCUGCCACUUCGGUUUGGCCUCUUCCAACUAAGCCAUGGGAGCGCUUGCAUGUUGAUUAUGCUGGUCCUGUGGACGGAAGAAAUUUUUUAAUCAUGGUGGAUGCUUAUACCAAGUGGCCAAUGGUUAAGGUGGUAUCAGAUCUUACUGCGAGCACGUUGAUCACUCACAUACGAAACUCUUUUGCAGACUUCGGCACUCCAGAUUUAAUUGUCUCUGACAAUGGAACCCAGUUUACUUCCAAAGAGUUUGCAGAAUUUCUAAAGAUGAAUGGAGUUCGCCACUUGACAUCUCCCCCAUGGCAUCCAGCGUCAAAUGAAGGUGACACCCAUGCUAGAGUGGCUAGAUGUUUAAAAGCUAUGAGAACGAUGCCUCACGCCACAACUAACCUCUCAGCGGCAGAAGCUUUGUUUGGACGUCGUCUGCCAUCCACCCUGACCAAGCUCCAUCCUUCGUCAAGGACUUCUGAAAAGCCUGCGCCUCCACCUCUCCCUCCAGGUUCCAUCAAGGAUAACGAAGGAGGCAGGACUUACGUGGUGCUUCUCCAUGAUGGUUCCGUGCUGCGAGUUAGUGUUGACGAAGUUCAGCGCCGCCUCGAACACCACAGUACUGCCCCACCCCCUCCUCCUCCUGAGGAGCCUCAGGCGGGACCAGUUCAAAAGGACAAGGAGACUCCAGCUACUUCAAACCAGUCUGUCAAGGAUGAUAGUAGCAGUGGUGUACCAACAGGAGUGGUAGUAACUUCCCAGCCCACUCAGCCAAUGUUGGCCAUUCUACCACCCCCAGCACCUACUGGAUCAAAUCAGAAGACCAGCCCCGUCAACAAGGACUCAACUCCAGGGGGUUCCAACAACGGCCGAGGUCGAGGUAGAGGCCUUAUUGUCCGAGAGAAACCAAAAGGAACCAGGAAGGAGACUUUCUCACAUGUCUUCAAGGAGCAAGAGACGAGGAGUGGUCGUCGUACAAAAAUACCACAACAAUUUGCUGAUGUUUGA